AUGGAUAUCCUUCUUCUCAUCACAGUUUUCCUCUUCCUCAUCCCCAUCUUCCUUCUCCUUACAAGAAGAAAAAAGUCAUCAAAUAGGCUUCCUCCAGGCUCACUCGGGCUGCCCAUAAUAGGCCAGAGCCUUGGUCUUCUCAGAGCCAUGCGUGCCAAUACUGCUGAAAAAUGGCUUGAACAAAGAAUCAGAAAGUACGGUUCAGUUUCGAAGCUAAGUCUCUUUGGGAAACCAACAGUCUUCAUUCAUGGACAGGCUGCAAACAAGUUUAUAUUCACCGCUGAUGGCAGUACCAUUACCAGCCAACAAACGGAGUCUAUUCGUAUGAUUUUGGGUGACCGGAAUAUACUGGAGAUGAGGGGCAAUGAUCACAAGCGUAUAAGAAAUGCUCUUAUGUUGUUCUUGAAGCCUGAGUCACUGAAGCAAUAUGUUGGAAAAAUGGACAAAGAAACCAGGAAGCAUCUUGAGACGCAUUGGCAUGGCAAGCAACAAGUAAAAGCCUUGCCCCUGAUGAAGAUUCUCACAUUCAACAUAAUGUGCUCUCUGCUUUUCGGGCUUGAACAAGGAACUCGCAGAGACGAACUUGUGGAGUGUUUCCAACAAAUGAUAGAAGGAAUGUGGUCAGUCCCAGUUAACUUUCCGUUCACGCGUUACAACCGCAGCCUCAAGGCUAGCAGGAGGGUUCAAAACAUGAUCAAGGAACUCAUAUCCGAAAAGAGGGUGGAACUUGAGCAGAAAACUAUUUCUCCACUCCAAGACCUUGUCACUUGCUUGCUUAGCAUCCGAAAUGAUGACAACGAAGAAGUUAUAACAGAAAAAGAAAUCUUGCACAAUAUCAUGCUAAUCAUGGUUGCAGGACAUGACACUUCAUCUGUUGUGCUUACUUUUCUUUUUCGGUCUCUAGCUAACGAGCCAGCUGUUUAUGAAGCCCUUCUUCAGGGCACUGAUCCAAUGCAACUGAUGCCCCUUGAUUUGUGGCUUGCAGAACAAGAAGAAAUAGCUAAAAGCAAAUCCCCAGGAGAGUUUCUGACAUGGGAAGACCUUGCCAAGAUGAAGUACACAUGGAGAGUAGCAAUGGAAACUAUGAGAAUAACUCCUCCUGUUUUUGGUGGCUUCAGGAAGGCAUUGAAAGACAUUGAUUUUGAUGGCUUUCUCAUCCCCAAAGGGUGGCAAAUAUUCUGGGCUACUUCUAUGACACACAUGGACAAGAGCGUUUUCCCAGAGCCAUCAAAGUUUGAUCCAACUAGGUUCGAGAACCAAGCAUCAGUUCCACCCUACAACUUCAUUCCAUUCGGAGCAGGGCAUCGAGUAUGUCCAGGAUACGAGUUUGCCAGGAUUGAAAUACUUGUUGUAAUUCAUUAUAUGGUAACUCAGUUCACAUGGAAGCUCUGUGCAGACAACAAAUUCAGUAGGGAUCCCAUGCCUGUACCUACUCAAGGACUGCCCUUAGAAAUCAGGCCAAGGAAACCUUGUUAA
Molecule: messenger RNA, 1476 nt
Organism: Prunus mume (Japanese apricot)
Lineage: Eukaryota; Viridiplantae; Streptophyta; Magnoliopsida; Rosales; Rosaceae
Source: RefSeq, a predicted model, not a curated record